Messenger RNA from Monoraphidium neglectum, 1632 nucleotides. RefSeq lists its product as hypothetical. The transcript is spliced from 3 exons. Bases 1 to 1632 code for a protein of 543 amino acids. NCBI's taxonomy places the organism in Eukaryota, Viridiplantae, Chlorophyta, Chlorophyceae, Sphaeropleales, Selenastraceae. The record is from RefSeq and is a predicted model, not a curated record.
AUGGUGCGCGGCGCCACCAAGGGGCUGAUCAUUGACCUGGGCUUUGUUCUGGAGGGCCAAGAGGAGGAGGAGCUGCCAGAGGCACUGCUGGGAGCCUACAGGCUCUCCUAUAUGGACAUCGGCGAAGCCCAGUACCUCGACACAUCAGUCGAGUUACCGCUCCCCGAAGCCCCUCGCUCCACCACCAGCCCCUCCAAGCCCGCCGCCGCCCCCGCCGUCGCCGCGUCCCCGUUCUCGGAGCCGCGCUCGCCGGCUGCCGCGGGCGGCGCAGGCGCCGGCAUCGGACUAAACGGCGCGUCCGGCGGCGCGCAGCACCUGCGGCGGGUGCGGUCGCGGGUGGAAGGGCCGGGCGCCGAGCCGCGCACGGCCGUGCAGGAGGGCGGCGGGGGUGUGAGCGGCGGCAGCGGCAGGCAGGAAACGGAGCAGCACCAUCAGCAGCAGGACUUGGCAGGGGCGCCCAAGACCAUGACCACUCACUCUCGUAACAGGUCAAACACUUCUGUCGAGGACUUGUUGGGGCCGGCCGCGGCCGCCGCGCUGCUGGGCAAGCAGCAGCAGCAGCAGCCGCAGCAGCAGCGCCCACCCAGCGUGCCGCCGCUCGAGUGCGGGGCGCAGCGGGGCGCCCCUGCGCGCCCGACGCCGCCGGCCCAGCAGCAUGGCGUGGCCCGCGACCUCUUUGCCGGCGCAGACGCGGCCGUCGGGGGCGAGGGCGGCGCCGCGGCGCCAGACACGCAGGACGUCGCCGGGCGCAACCAGCAUGCGCCGCGUGCGGUCGCACCGAGCUCCCCGCGCGUGAUCCCCGGCCCGGGUAGCGGCAGCGGCAGCGGCAGCAGCGGCGGCGGCGGCAUCCCGGCGGGCUACCGGCACAGGCGCACGAGCAGCGACUCGGUGGCGCGCCAUGUAGCAGGCGCCGGCGCCGCCGCCGACCCUCGAGGCGGCGGCAGCGGGGACGCGCGGGGCAUUGUGUUUGGUGCGGCCGGCAGCGCCAGCGGCACCGGCAGCGGGGGCGGCGGCGGGCCGAGCGCGGCGGGGAGCACGGGUGCUCUGUCUGCGCUCGCGCGCGCGUCGGGCGACGGGGGCGGCGGCGCCGCCAUGCAGGCGGCGGCGGCGGCGGCCGGCAAGCGGCGGCUGUCGGCGGCGGACUACAUCACCCGCGCCCACGCGGUGGCGAUGGCGGCCUCAGCGCAGCGGCGCAGCAGCGCGGCCUCCUCCGGCGCGAGCGGCGAUGCCAACAGCAGCGGCGGCGCCGGCGCCGGCGCCGGCAUGCCCCGGCCGCACCACCGCGCCGCGCGCUCCCUGGCCAGUGACCAGUUUGGCGGCGCGUCGCCUGGGGCCGCCAACGGCAGCGGCGGCGGGCUGAGCGGCAGCUUUCCCCCGCCACUGAUGACGUUCGCUUCGACGCCGCUGCCUCAGGGCAAGCUCGGGGUCGAGCGCCGCGCGUCGAGCAGCCUCGCUUCGCCCCGCAACCGUUCAAACUGGAGCGCGACUAACAGCAACGGCGGCAGCGGCGGCGGCGGCGGCCAGGAGGGCUCGCCGGCCGGGGGCGGCGAUAGCGGGGGCGCCGGUCGUGGCGGGGCGACCGGCAAGGCGUGGCGGCACAAGCGGCACGUGAGCGGCAGCGUGGCAUCAUGA